This is a messenger RNA of Gossypium arboreum, 2638 nucleotides long. Its product is annotated as probable serine/threonine-protein kinase At1g01540. Gene Ontology annotation, molecular function: protein kinase activity; ATP binding. The record is from RefSeq and is a predicted model, not a curated record. The coding region runs from base 260 to 1729 and encodes 489 amino acids. Gene Ontology annotation, biological process: protein phosphorylation. NCBI's taxonomy places the organism in Eukaryota, Viridiplantae, Streptophyta, Magnoliopsida, Malvales, Malvaceae. The transcript has 8 exons.
AACAAAAGACAGCCUUUUUUUUUCGGACAACUUAUUUAAAAGUACAGCAGAUAUUAAAAAAGAAAAAGAGGUAUGGUACUGGAGACUAAAAAAAAAAAAAAAACACUAUUUCUCCGUCUCCAUUUUGCUUUAAUUAUAUUCGUUUUGAUUCUUUUUUCCUGUUCCCAAACUUUUUUUUUUUAAUGAAAGUCGUUUCUCCGGCGUAGUUAAUCCUGCCGGAGUCUUGAACUGUUUGAAGAAAUUCUGAAAAAGAAAGGAAAUGUCAGUGUACGACGCGGCAUUUGUUAACACGGAGCUAUCAAAGCCGACGUCGAUAUUCGGGUUAAGAUUAUGGGUGGUGAUCGGUAUUCUACUUGGUUCACUCAUAGUCUUGACUCUGUUUCUUCUCUCACUUUGCCUCACAACACGCCGCAAAUCUCGUAGACAUCAACACCUGGACCCCACGCCGCCAAUUUCCAAAGAGAUCCAAGAAAUAGUCCAUCACCCUCCCGCACCAGAUCACCACCAUGCCGCCCCGCCGGUACCGGAGAUUCAAGUUGACUUGGGGAAAGUGGAACACAGGGUGGUGUUCUCCAGUGGGGAAAGCAGAGGGCCGACGAGUGCCGCUGCUAGUGUGAGCGAGACGGCGUCGUUUGGAAGUGGAAGCGUGGGUCCGGAAGUGUCUCAUCUUGGGUGGGGAAGAUGGUAUACUUUGAGGGAACUUGAAUUAGCUACCAAUGGAUUGUGUGAAGAGAAUGUGAUUGGGGAAGGUGGCUAUGGAAUUGUUUAUAGUGGCGUUUUAACUGACGGAACUAAAGUUGCUGUUAAGAAUUUGCUUAAUAACAGGGGUCAAGCUGAGAAGGAAUUUAAGGUGGAGGUGGAAGCAAUUGGGCGUGUAAGGCACAAGAAUCUUGUAAGAUUGCUUGGAUACUGUGUUGAAGGUGCAUAUAGGAUGCUUGUAUAUGAGUAUGUUGACAAUGGGAAUCUGGAACAGUGGGUCCAUGGGGAUGUUGGGGAUGUCAGUCCUCUUACAUGGGAGAUACGAAUGAAUAUCAUAGUGGGAACAGCCAAAGGUUUAGCCUACCUUCAUGAGGGUCUUGAACCGAAGGUUGUCCAUCGGGAUGUAAAAUCCAGCAACAUCCUACUUGAUCGCCAGUGGAACCCCAAAGUUUCUGAUUUUGGGCUUGCUAAACUCUUGUGUUCUGAAAAUAGUUAUGUGACAACUCGUGUGAUGGGAACUUUUGGUUAUGUUGCUCCAGAAUAUGCUUGUACUGGAAUGCUGAAUGAGAAGAGUGAUGUGUAUAGCUUUGGUAUACUUAUUAUGGAGAUUAUUUCCGGGAGAAGCCCUGUUGACUAUAGCCGUCCUCCAGGAGAGGUGAAUUUGGUGGAGUGGUUAAAAACCAAGGUUGGAAACCGAAAAUCUGAGGAAGUAGUUGACCCUAAGUUACCCGAGAUGCCUGCUUCAAAAGCACUUAAACGUGUACUGCUGGUUGCUCUUAAAUGCGUUGAUCCUGAUGCGACAAAGAGGCCAAAAAUGGGGCAUAUUAUCCACAUGCUUGAGGCUGAUGAUCUGCUCUUCCGUGAUGAACGUCGGAUUGCAAGAGAACAAUCCAAUUCUCGUUCUGAUGAUCAUCGAACGAACCGCAACUCUGCAAAAGUAGGUGAAAGACGAUUCGAUGGGGCCUCUGCUUCUGAUACAAGUGAAGGGGAUAGUGGGAGGAACUAUCACCAGCCAACUAGGUGGAGAUAAUGCUAUCAACAACAUUAGAGUCCUCAUUUGUUAGAUUGGUGGUGGACCAUUCAUUAUUCUCAUAAAUGUCUGCAUCAAUGCCAAAUUUCAACGUCGGAUAGUGGUGAGAGAUGGACCCGGCAACGGGCUCAUUUGAUUGCAACGGAUUCAUAUAUAUGUGUGUGUGUUUUCCUUUAUCUUUGUUGGCUUGUUGGAGUUGGAGCAAAAACAAGAUGGGAUGGUGGGGUCGUUAGAUAGGGGUGAAUUUCAACAUCAAUGCCAGAGCAUGGGAUAGGCCAUGGGAGCUGAAUAACGACAUUUGGCAAGAUAGAGUUAAGCUGGAUGUGGUGGACCCUUUUAGCUGCCUUUGGCAUUUUAAGGGCAAUCUCUGGGGACUGGGUCUUAUCCAAAUCAUCUAUGGAACCUGUCUUUCUCAUCCCCAAUUAAACACAAGUAGUAUUAGCCUGGUUGUCCUUUUGGCUUAUUGUUCGCUUUCUUUGUCUAUGAAGCUCAUGCAUUAUCACCCAUAUUCGGGUUUAAUCUGAAUCAAGUUCUGUGCGUUAAAAGUGAGCAGAAGAAGUGGGCAUAAAUUACUAGAGGGAAGAGCGGAGGACGGGGGAGACAAGGAUGUUAAAACUUCCAAGGCAUAUAAGCAGGACACAUGGGGGAUAAAUUCUCAGGCAUAUCAUUGCCUCUGACGAGAUCCUUUUAAUCUUGUCCCCCACCCACCCCCUUCUUUCCUCCCAACUCCUCCGAAGCAUUUCAUCUCUCACCCUAACAUGGCAAAACGCAUUCGAUGGUCCAUUUCAAUUUUUAUUUUUAUUCUUUUACAUUUAAAGUGGGGAUUAUUAUUAUUUAUAGGGAUUAUCUUAUGUUAUAACCUGGGAUUAGGAUGAAUUGAAGUUGAAUUUUAAUCUACUAUUUUAUGGA